UUUGUAUUUCAGGGGCUCCCCAUGUGUUUUCAGCACUGCAGCUCAGCAGAGAAGUACAGGAGAUGAGUGUGGCCCAGAAGAUCCCCGCGAUGAGCCCAAGCAUCCCCUUUCUGACUGUGCCUUAGAGCACAAAGCCAUCAAAUUAGAAGAACAAGUCCGGGAUUUAACUGAGCGAUACCGGAAAGCUUUGGCAGAUUCUGAGAACGUCCGGAGGAGAACGCAGAAGUUUGUGGAAGAUGCCAAACUCUUUGGGAUCCAGAGUUUCUGCAGGGACCUUGUGGAAGUAGCAGAUAUCUUGGAGAAGACUGCCGAGAGCGCUGCAGAAGAAGCGGAGCCUAGUAAUCCAAAUCCAACCCUGAAGAAAAUCUAUGAAGGCCUCUCUCUCAUAGAGGCCAAAUUGCAAAGUGUAUUUGCCAAACAUGGCCUUCAGAAGAUGAACCCUGUUGGUGGCAAAUAUGAUCCAUAUGACCAUGAAAUAGUCUGCCAUGUACCAGCCGAGGGAAUGCAGCCCGGCACGAUAGCACUGGUGACUCAGGACGGCUAUAAACUACAUGGUCGCACUAUCAGACACGCGCUCGUCGGCGUGGCAGUAGAGUCACAGGAAUGAUGUGGGCUUACCCACUGGCAUCUGGGACCUUGCUGAGCUGAGGACCCCUCAGCACUCAGUCACAACUGCAGCUGCAUGUCUUUUACUUAUUUAUUAAGCUAGGUUUGUAUUGUAUGUUGGCUUCUUUAUAAUGUGUGCAGUCAUUUUGCCAUUAAUUCUAAGGUACUUGUAUAUUUAAUAAUCCUUUUUGGAGUAUGUGGAGUCGUACUGGGAGUCCUGCUAUUUGUCAGAAACUUGGCACUGUAGCCCCUUUCUCCGUUGCUCAUUUCUCCAUUAAGACUUGUGUGGGGAAGAGGGGAGAUAGGAGAGAGAAAGGGAAAUUCUCUGAGAGCUAAGGAAUCUUGUCUCCUGGUUCCAUCUCUGAGACAGAUUCCUGCAGUGGCCUUCAGGAAAGUAACUUCUCUGCCUCAGUUUCCAUAUCUGUAUUAAGGGAAUAUAAUAAUACUUACUGACCUACCUCA
This is a messenger RNA of Antrostomus carolinensis (chuck-will's-widow), 1068 nucleotides long. It is a transcript of the gene GRPEL2, whose product is annotated as GrpE like 2, mitochondrial. Gene Ontology annotation, biological process: protein import into mitochondrial matrix; protein folding. The record is from RefSeq and is a predicted model, not a curated record. Gene Ontology annotation, cellular component: PAM complex, Tim23 associated import motor. The annotation marks the transcript as partial. NCBI's taxonomy places the organism in Eukaryota, Metazoa, Chordata, Aves, Caprimulgiformes, Caprimulgidae. Gene Ontology annotation, molecular function: protein homodimerization activity; protein-folding chaperone binding; adenyl-nucleotide exchange factor activity. The transcript is spliced from 3 exons.